CGCUUCAAAAACGACUUCCUUGAACAACUCUGACCCAACGUUUCCCACUCACAUUUCUUGUUUACUUGUCCUCUUCCCCCUCUCUCUCUUUAACCUUUCACUCAUCCAAACCUCAUAAUACCAACCAUGAAGUCCAUUGCUAUCUUCGCUGCCGCCGCUCUCAUCUCUGCUGUCGCUGCUCAGGACGAGGGCCGUCUCGCUUACUCCGAGCCCGUUCAGUCCACUGUCUGGACCGCUGGUCAGACUCACACUGUCACCUGGACCAACAACUGCCACGCCGAUAACGAUAAGGAUUUGAACAUUGCUCUCUACAUCGGUACUGGUGGAAAUAACGGUACUGAGCAGGUCCUUGUCCCAGGUAUUGGUGCUAUCGGUGUCUUGAACUGCGUUAAGAGCAAGUCCGCCAAGGUCACCCUUCCCGCUACCUUGACAACCAGCAACUUGUACAGCAUCCACGUUGACACUUAUCCUCUCCAGUCGUACGGCGGUCCUUUCACCAUCAAAGGUGUCGAUCCCGUGACCCCUCCUGGCCCCUCAGGCGCCCCUGGCCCCUCAGGUGCCCCUGUCCCCUCUGGCGCCCCUGCCCCCUCAGGCGGUGUCUCUGGCGCUCCUGUCCCCACCUCUACCGUCACUACUACCACCGCUGCUACUACAGCUGGUGCCUCGCCUACGGCUAGCUCUGAUAAGAAGGAGGGCGCUGCUGGCUCCCUCAAGACUCUUGGCGCCACUGCUGCUGUCCUUGCCGCCGCUGUUGGCGCCAUGUUCUUGUAAAAAAAAAAAAAGAAAGGAUAAUUAGACUUGUCGUGUAUGCGACUCUUUCAGUUGCAUACUUGCAUAGAUACCUACACAUUACAAGAAUAACUUAGCCACUCAUCAUUUCUCAUUUUUCACCACACCGUAAUAUUAAUAAACAGACAUGUAAACAUAUAAAAA
This is a messenger RNA of Lobosporangium transversale, 933 nucleotides long. RefSeq lists its product as hypothetical. The record is from RefSeq and is a predicted model, not a curated record. The transcript has a single exon. Lineage: Eukaryota; Fungi; Mortierellomycota; Mortierellomycetes; Mortierellales; Mortierellaceae. Bases 127 to 771 code for a protein of 214 amino acids.